GCCUAAUCCGCCUCCAAUCCAACCAAAUCCUCCUCCAAUGCAAGCAAAUCCAAACUUGAUCAAAUUCAAAAAAUCAAAGAUGACAACUGUUUCGAGGCCAGAUAAACUUCCAUUCAGAGAUUCAAACGAAGAUGAUGCAAAAAUUAAAGUUGUCAAACCUCCAAGUACUCUGACAAAAACAGAUUCUCCGUCAACGGAAGACUAUACUUAUAACCAAACUUUAACAAACCAAACAAUGAUGUGGACGUAUAAAGAACCGCCGGAAAAGGUUGUUGAUAAAGAUGAUGAUGAAUCAACGAUUAAAAAAUAA
Molecule: messenger RNA, 310 nt
Organism: Meloidogyne enterolobii
Lineage: Eukaryota; Metazoa; Nematoda; Chromadorea; Rhabditida; Meloidogynidae
Source: the annotation of a GenBank genome assembly